Molecule: messenger RNA, 708 nt
Organism: Knipowitschia caucasica
Lineage: Eukaryota; Metazoa; Chordata; Actinopteri; Gobiiformes; Gobiidae
Source: the annotation of a GenBank genome assembly
AUGAUCCUGACCACGAUCAUCGCUAACUGCAUCGUCCUGGCGCUGGAGCAGCACCUGCCGGACGGAGACAAGACCCCCCUGUCAGAGCGACUGGAGGAGACGGAGCCGUACUUCAUCGCCAUCUUCUGCUUCGAGUCUGGGAUAAAGAUCUUGGCGUUGGGGUUCGCGCUUCACAAAGGCUCGUAUCUGAGGAACGGCUGGAACGUCAUGGACUUCGUGGUGGUACUCACGGGGCAGACAUCAGUCAGACAUCAGUCAGACAUCAGUCAGACAUCAGUCAGGCAUCAGGCAGAAUCAGUCAGACAUCAGUCAGGCAUCAGGCAGACAUCAGGCAGGCAUCAGGCAGACAUCAGUCAGACAUCAGUCAGGCAUCAGGCAGACAUCAGUCAGGCAUCAGGCAGACAUCAGUCAGACAUUCAGUCAGACAUCAGUCAGACAUCAGUCAGGCAUCAGGCAGACAUCAGUCAGACAUCAGUCAGGCAUCAGGCAGACAUCAGUCAGGCAUCAGGCAGACAUCAGGCAGACAUCAGGCAGACAUCAGGCAGGCAUCAGGCAGGCAUCAGGCAGGCAUCAGGCAGACAUCAGGCAGACAUCAGGCAGACCAUCAGGCAGACAUCAGGCAGACAUCAGUCAGACAUCAGGCAGACAUCAGGCAGACAUCAGUCAGACAUCAGGCAGACAUCAGGCAGACAUCGGCACGGUGGCUGA